Penicillium salamii is the source of this 4215-nucleotide messenger RNA. NCBI's taxonomy places the organism in Eukaryota, Fungi, Ascomycota, Eurotiomycetes, Eurotiales, Aspergillaceae. The record is from the annotation of a GenBank genome assembly.
AUGCAGUGCUACACAGAGCUGCUUCCCCCGUCGGGAGUCACCCACGCCGUGGCAGCCCCAUUCACCUCGGCAACGGCCAACAAUUUGAUAGUCAUCAGAACCUCUCUCUUGCAGAUCUUCUCUCUCGUCAAACCCUCAAACGCAUCCAAUGAAACUUCUGAGCUUGCAUCAUCUCCAUUUUCCCAUCCAGCGGCGAAAUUAGUUUUGGAAAAAGAAUAUCCGCUGUCUGGAACGGUAACUGAUUUGAGCCGAGUGAAGAUAUUGAACACCAAGAGCGGCGGAGAUGCCAUCCUCAUUGCGGUCCGGAAUGCGAAGCUCAGCUUAAUUGAGUGGGAUCCAGAGCGCGAUGGAAUUUCCACAAUCUCGAUCCACUACUAUGAGCGGGAUGAUUUGACCCGCAGCCCCUGGGUGCCCGACUUGAGCCGAUGUGGGAGCAUUCUCAGCGUGGACCCAAGCAACAGAUGCGCCGUGUACAACUUUGGUAUCCGAAAUCUCGCCAUUCUACCCUUUCAUCAGGCAGGGGACGACCUAGUGAUGGAUGAUUACGACCCAGAGCUGGACGGGGAACGUCCAAACGAGGGUUCUGGCAAAGAACUCGAGCAAAAAAAAGAUGGCCAGACACACCAAACACCCUAUGCCUCAUCUUUCGUUCUGCCAUUGACGGCAUUGGACCCGUCAUUGCUCCACCCUAUCAGUCUUGCAUUCCUGUACGAAUACCGGGAGCCCACAUUUGGUAUCUUAUACUCUCAGGUUGCAACGUCCACGGCUCUCCUCCACGAAAGAAAAGAUGUGGUAUUUUACGCUGUUUUCACUUUGGACCUUGAGCAGCGUGCGUCGACAACACUUCUUUCUGUAUCUCGACUCCCGAGUGACCUCUUCAAGGUUGUGGCAUUACCACUUCCGGUAGGAGGCGCGUUGCUUCUUGGAUCGAACGAGAUAGUGCAUGUCGACCAAGCCGGUAAAACCAACGCAGUCGGGGUCAACGAGUUCUCGAGACAGGUUUCUGCAUUUUCCAUGACUGACCAGUCAGACCUGGACUUCCGACUUGAAGGGUGCGUGGUUGAGCGACUCGGUGGGGACAGCGGAGAUUUAAUCCUAGCCCUUGCUUCUGGCGACACCGCAUUGAUCAAGUUCAAACUCGAUGGACGAUCUGUCUCUGGCAUGACUGUUCAUCUUCUUCAGGCGAAUGCGGGAGGGAAUAUCCUCAAAUCGGCUGCAUCAUGCUCGACUUGUUUUGAGGAUGGAAAUGUAUUUUUUGGUAGCGAAGAUGCAAAUUCGGUGCUUCUUGAAUGGUCUCACACGUCUUCUACUUCAAAAAAAGCCCGACAUGAAUCCAAGCAAGUCGACGAUGGCACCGAGGACCUUUCAGAUGAUGAUCAGAUGGAAGAUGAUGACCUUUACUCUUCAGCGCCAGGGCCUGCCCAAAAUGGCCAUCGCAUAGGUAAUGACAGCUCAACACCUCAAUACUACAACCUUCGAUUGAACGACCAGCUUCCUAGUAUUGGGCCUUUGAGAGAUAUCACUUUGGGGAAGGCCCUUCCGAGUGUGAAAAACCCGCAGACAAGCAAGGGUGUCGCCGCUGAACUAGAACUGGUGGCCUCUCAGGGCUCGGAUCGAGGCGGUGGUCUGGUCGUCAUCAAACGUGAAAUCGAUCCUUCGACGAUCAUGUCUCUGGAGACCGACAAUGCAGAUGGGGUUUGGUCGGCCAGCGUCACUACAACACCAAGAAAGGGAAUCUCCAAUCCUACUGAGAACCCCACCCGGCGAUAUGUCAUUACUUCGCGGCCUACGGAGUCCGAUCAAGAAGCGAAUGACAUUUAUUUAGUGGAGGAACAAGGUUUCACGCCUUUCAAGGCAUCUGAGUUCAAUCCCAACGAAGAUUGCACCAUCGAGAUAGGAUCUUUGGCCGGCGAGACUCGUCUCGUUCAAGUUCUGCGAAACGAAGUCCGAAGUUACGAUAAAGAAUUGGGACUCUCGCAGAUCUAUCCUGUCUGGGAUGAAGAAGUUAGCGAGGAGCGUGUAGCUAUCAGUGCGAGCUUCAGCGACCCCUACCUCGUGAUCAUCCGCGAUGAUGCGUCUGUGCUACUGCUGCAGGCAGAUGAAAGCGGGGACCUUGACGAGGUUUCGCUGCCAGACGAGAUCGCCACAUCUCAAUGGCGCUCCGCUUGUCUCUACCAUGAUAAAUUGCAGGCAUUCGAUAAAGAAGGCUCAUCAAAGGACUCGGCCGAAGGUGAAUUGCUUCUGUGUCUAUUGGACUCGGAAUGCAAGCUAUCGCUAUUCCGACUUUCUGAUAUGAAGGCACUCGCGGUCAUUCAAGGCGUUGACUGCUUACCCCCCGUGUUGUCAACCGAUCCUCCCAAACGAUCUAAUAUUCGGGAAACCCUCACCGAAUUUGUGAUCGCAGACCUGGGAGAUUCCUCGGUUGUCUCGCCUUACCUGAUAGUUCGGACUGAAAAUGAUGAGCUCAUCUUCUACAAACCAACAUUCAUCCCAGGUACUGGUGGAGAACAGACAGGUCGUUUGCAAUUCUUCAGAGAAUCCAACAGUGCUCUCCCGAAUACCCCCUCGGAAGAUGCACCCGAACAGGCUGAUUACCAGCAGCGAUUUAGGCCCAUGAGGGUUCUCGCCAACGUUUCGGGUUUCAGCACAGUCUUCAUGCCUGGAGUCUCGCCCAGCUUCAUCUUCAGAACAGCAAAGAGCUCACCACAUAUCACUCGUCUUCGAGGAGGCUUCACACGAUGGCUUAGCAGUUUCGAUUCCACCAACACUGACUGUGAAGCUGGAUUUAUUUACGUGGACUCCCAGCACUGUAUCCGAGCCUGUCAACUGCCCCCGAAGACCCAAUUCGACUACCCGUGGCCAUUGCGUCAGAUCCCACUGGAAGAACAGGUGGACUUCUUGGCUUAUUCAACUUCUUCUGAAACCUACGUUAUCGGCACUAGCCGUCCGGCAAACUUCAAGCUACCGGAAUCAGAUGACUUGCACCCCGAAUGGCGCGGUGAAGGUACGUAUAUCGCGAAUUUAUAUACUGACGCCUCACUAAUCAAUGAUGUAGAGUUAUCCUUCUGCCCCAAAAUCCCAGAAAGUUCCAUUAAAGUCAUAAGUCCCAAGACAUGGACGAUUAUUGACAGUUACCCGUUGGACCCAGACGAGCAGAUCACAGCUGUCAAAAAUGUGAACAUUGAGAUUUCAGAAAACACACACGAGCGUAAAGAUCUCAUAGUCGUUGGAACGGCGAUUGCCAAGGGUGAAGACAUGCCAUCCCGCGGCACAAUCUACGUCUUCGACGUGAUCAACGUGGCUCCUGAUCCCGAGAAGCCCGAGACAGGCCGCAAGUUGAAGCUGAUUGGCAAGGAAUCUGUCAAAGGCGCCGUGACCGCUCUGUCCGGCAUUGGCGGGCAAGGGUUUAUCAUCGUCGCCCAAGGGCAAAAGUGCAUGGUCCGAGGUCUCAAGGAAGAUGGCAGUCUCCUCCCCGUCGCAUUCAUGGAUAUGCAAUGCUACGUGAAUGUUGCGAAAGAACUCAAGGGAACGGGAAUGUGUAUUCUAGGUGACGCUGUCAAGGGCCUGUGGUUCGCCGGCUACUCAGAGGAGCCAUACCGAAUGUCCCUCUUCGGCAAAGACCCCGAAUACCUGGAAGUUGUGGCAGCAGACUUCCUUCCAGAUGGAAACAAGCUCUUCAUGCUAGUUGCGGACAGCGACUGCAAUCUGCACGUCUUGCAAUACGACCCAGAAGACCCCAAAUCCUCUAACGGUGACCGCCUCCUCAGCAGGAGUAAGUUCUACACAGGCAAUUUCGCCUCUUCGGUGAUGCUCCUACCACGGACAGCAGUUUCGUCCGAAGUCCCAGACUCAUCAGAAGAGGCUAUGGAACUGGACGAAACGCACGCCAAGCACCAGGUGCUCGUCGCCUCCCAGAACGGCUCCUUGGCACUGGUUACAUCCGUCGCGGAAGAGUCCUACCGUCGGCUGUCCGCGCUGCAGUCACAGCUCGUCAACACAGUAGACCACCCUGCUGGGCUCAAUGCACGGGCAUUCCGUGCUGUGGAGAGCGACGGCGCCGCGGGUCGGGGUAUGGUCGAUGGAAAUCUAUUACGUCUGUGGCUCAACAUGGGCAAACAGCGACAGACCGAGAUUGCGGGUCGGGUGGGUGCGACAGAGUGGGAAAUCAAGGGAGAUUUGGAGAGUAUUGGAGGUGACGGUUUCGGAUAUCUCUGA